Molecule: messenger RNA, 627 nt
Organism: Peronospora matthiolae
Lineage: Eukaryota; Oomycota; Peronosporomycetes; Peronosporales; Peronosporaceae
Source: the annotation of a GenBank genome assembly
AUGAAAGUGGUUCACGUCCUCCUCCUCGCGGCACUAGCUGUCUCUAGUGUAUCGGAUGCUGCGACUACCCCUGCCACGGCUACUGCCACCGCAGCUGAACCUGCUGCUACGACCUCCGCCACGGAACCUGCUGAUUCAGUGGCUGAGACCUCGGCCACCGCUGAUUCUCCUCCUGCUGAAAAAGCGGACGACAAGAGCUCUACAGCUUCCGUUGAUGAAAAGCCAACGCCAAAGCCAAAGUCACCGCCUUCUGACGACACUCCGUCGCCCACUAGUGUGUCGUCCAGCUCUAGUGGUGACACUGCUCCUGUGGACUCGGCCUCUGGCUCGGCCGCUGACGUCCCGUUAGACUCGACAGCUGACGUCCCGUUAGACUCGGCAUCUGCUGAGUCCGACUCGAUGUCAAUGAGUGCAUCAGCGUCAGCUGAAGGCUCGGAAACACCGGAAGAAGACGAAGGGACGGCGCAGACGAGCUCUGACGAGGGUCCUACAGGCGAAGGGGGCGGCGCGAUCCCGCCUCGUCUUGUCCCGCUACCGUCUAGUUCAUCAGAUGCAAUGUCACAGAUGACGGCUACGAUGGGCUCUGUGGCGGCCAUUGUCAUUGCGGUCGGUGCUUAUUUCCUAUAG